This is a messenger RNA of Teleopsis dalmanni, 1623 nucleotides long. RefSeq lists its product as uncharacterized. Lineage: Eukaryota; Metazoa; Arthropoda; Insecta; Diptera; Diopsidae. The transcript has 6 exons. Bases 1 to 1560 code for a protein of 519 amino acids. The record is from RefSeq and is a predicted model, not a curated record.
AUGAUUCUGCCAACUGUUACCCGAAAUCCAUUUAUGUGCUGGGAUGAUUGGAGUGAUUUCACGCUUUGUAGCGUUACAUGCGGUAAAGGUGUGCAGCAGCGAUUUCGACGUUGUCUCCUGGAUAAUCCAAUGAUGAACUUAAACAUGAAUAUGAAUUUAAACGCAGUUGUUGAUGAUGAUGAUGACGACGAUGUUGUUAUUGAUGGUGAUGUUGAAGCUGAUGAAGUGGCCCGUGAUGCUUAUGCUACACAAAAUGGUAUUAUCAAUGAAAUGGAGACAGAAAUUGACUUUACGCAAAUGGAAAGUGACAAAAGUGUUGUCAAUGUGCCGACAACAAAAGAUGCACAAACUGAUAUUGAAAUUAUAGCAGCAAACGAUGCUGACAGCAGCAAUACUUUGCAGCUGCAUGGCAUGAAGGAAAUUAAAAUUGUUCCCACUAUUAAUGCAAUUGAUAACAUGAGUGAUGUCGCUUUGUUGUCACAACAGCAGACGUACCGAAGUACAACGAAUAACAGCAACAAUAAUUCUCCAGUUGCUGUGAGUGAUGUUAAUAAUGAAGAUACUGAACAUAAUAUGCUGUAUGUUGUUGCAAAUAAGUUAAAUGAGUUUAAUGAAAACUUACAAUACGCAAAUUCAAAAACUUUGACCACAUCAGCGAAAAAUAUUAAUAAAAAAAAUCAAUUGCAAGGAAAAAAAUCUGAGAAAGACUUUCAGAAGCCAUCCAAGAAGCACCGCAGCAGAAAGUCAACAAAAACUUUCUCGACUUUAUUCUGCGAAGGUUACAAUAUCGAACAACGGAAUUGCAACACUUUUGAAUGCCGUGAUGACAUAAACGACUUAUUAAAAUUUUAUAAAAAGUUUCCAAUGUUCGAUGACAUAAGCGCUGCGACAAUGCCAUUGGCAACUGAUAUCAAUACAUCCACAACAAUUGCUGCAGCUUCAAUUGGAGCAGCUGCAAUGUCUACCGAUGCAGUUGUAGCGACAGCAACAACAACCUCGAGCAUUGGCUUCGGUACUAUUAAUGCUGCUGUUAGUUUAAAUGCCAUGCCGUCAUCAACACCUUCCAAUAUGGGAUAUGUCAAGAGUUGGCACAAUGCAUUAAAUUUCACGCUCAUGACCACACUAAGGGCUAAGAACGACAGCAAGACCACAGCAACAAUUUUUUCCAUACGCAACACAACACACAAUUUAUACUUGGAGUCGUGCAAGGACGGUUUGCGUCUAUAUUUGGAACGUGAUAACACCACCGAAAUGCUACCUGUGAAAUUCAAUUUAUACGAUUAUCGCUGGCAUCAAGUAGCCAUCAGCAUACAAAAUGGAGAUUUUAUUUCAGUUUUCGUCGACUGCUCCUGGACAAAUAGUUUUAUUGUUUCGAAACGUUUAUUCUCGCUGCCUUUGGAUGCGGAUGUGGAAAUUGGACGCGGAUUUAAUGGUGAAUUGCAGCAACUACUUGUCUUACCGGAUAAUCAGGAACGGCAUCAGUGCUCGAACAAGCGCACUUCAAUUAAUGAAGUAAAGCGGUAUAUUAUCGAUACAUUUAUCGAUGAUUAUGGCAAUUAAAUACUGCAAAUAUUUAUACUAUUUAAUUAUUUACAAGUAGGAAUGUAUAAAAUAUAUACUUAU